AUGCGGCGUUCUGGAACUCACUUCCUCAUCCUCCUGCUCUGUGCGGCGCUGUUCAACGCCGCGUCUGCAUCGCUCGUCGGAUCAUCCCUUUCACGCGAUGAUGGCAGCAGCGCUCCUCUCGCUUCAACCGCUCAGGCAGCCACGCCCCAGCAACUUCAAAAGAAAAGUUUCGCGAAGUAUGUGGCCAAGCUGCGUCCAACUAAGUACGAUAACAGAUUAAUCGUGGGUGACAAAGGCGCAUCGGGGAUAUUUGUCGCGAAGGGUAUAAGGUCUAGUUCAACGAUUGCCUACGCCCAGUUACGCGUACUAUUUCGGAACCUCAAGUCCAAAGGAGCGUCGCCUUCACAGAGUUUCGGAGACACCUGCAAUGUUAUUUCCCUCCAAACCGACGAGAAUAAUUAUCGUAAUCUCACCACCGCGAAGGCUGGUCGCCGCGGUCGCUACACGUUCGGAUACAUUCUGCGCGUUGGGCCAGCGUCGGAGGCACAAGUCCGUGCUUAUAUUGCGGAUAAUAUAGUGGCUCAGGGGACUUAUGUCAGAGUGGGCCAUCCAGAAAACCUGGUGGCACUCUGCGGAAAGUUCAAGAAAGCGUCGACAUGGUGA
Closterium sp. Yama58-4 is the source of this 603-nucleotide messenger RNA. NCBI's taxonomy places the organism in Eukaryota, Viridiplantae, Streptophyta, Zygnematophyceae, Desmidiales, Closteriaceae. The record is from the annotation of a GenBank genome assembly.